Messenger RNA from Penicillium brasilianum, 660 nucleotides. Lineage: Eukaryota; Fungi; Ascomycota; Eurotiomycetes; Eurotiales; Aspergillaceae. The record is from the annotation of a GenBank genome assembly.
AUGGCCGAGGUCCCACCGGAGCAGUUGGAUGCGCAAUUCCACACCCUGCCACACGCCUUUAACCAAACCCCUCCCAAAUCCACCAAAGAAUCGCAAGAUGGUGACUCCAAAGCCCCAUUACCCAAGGGCGUAGUCCUCGAUAAGGAUGGCAAGCCCUGCCGAACCUGUACAUCAAUCGCCUCAUGGCGCGCCCUCACAAAGCAACAAUCGCAAACCUCCCCCUCCUCUGCUUCAUCAUCAACCUCGACCACAAGCUCCACCCCAGCAACAACCUCACAGUCCACCCCUCAACCCACCGAAGUCCCAUCCGACUGUCCACCCGACGUUGAACAACUCGGCCGCUCAACCUGGACCCUCCUGCACACGAUGGCGGCUACAUACCCCGACAAGGCCUCUGCGCAACACCAAGAAGACAUGCAGGGGUUCCUGAAGUUCUUCUCCAAGCUAUAUCCAUGCUGGGUGUGUGCGGACGAUUUCAGGACUUGGAUGGCACAUCCGAGUGGGCGGAAUCAGCCCAAAUUGGGUGGGCGGAAGGAGUUUGGGUGGUGGAUGUGUGAGGCGCAUAAUGAGGUGAAUCGGAAGUUGGGGAAGAAGGAGUUUGAUUGUCGCCUUUGGGAGGAGAGGUGGAGGACUGGGUGGAAGGAUGGCCGGUGUGAUUGA